Molecule: messenger RNA, 1288 nt
Organism: Rhodamnia argentea
Lineage: Eukaryota; Viridiplantae; Streptophyta; Magnoliopsida; Myrtales; Myrtaceae
Product: peroxidase 2-like
Exons: 3
Coding region: 78-1043 (321 amino acids)
Biological process (GO): hydrogen peroxide catabolic process; response to oxidative stress
Molecular function (GO): heme binding; peroxidase activity
Source: RefSeq, a predicted model, not a curated record
AGCAGCCUAGAAAUCACCAUCCAUUUGCUGCAAAGUUACUCGUAAUCUUAGCAAUUUGAAGGGUUUGACAGCCAACCAUGGCCUUCCUCAGCCUCUUCCGAGCACUUGUCCUCUCGUCGCUCGCCGCCUCGGCUCUCUCAGCACGUCCAUACAAGCAUGGUCUCACGCCGCACUUCUACGACUACGUCUGCCCUCAAGCCUUGCCCGCCAUCAAGCGAGUUGUCGAGGCGGCGGUGCAGCAAGAGCGACGCAUGGGCGCUUCCUUGCUGCGCUUGCACUUCCACGACUGUUUCGUCAAUGGUUGUGAUGGGUCGGUUCUCUUGGAUCCAACCCCAACCAUCGACAGCGAAAAGUUCGCGGCUCCUAAUAACAAUUCAGCUAGAGGGUUCGAAGUGAUCGACCAAAUUAAGGCGGAGGUCGACAGAGUAUGCGGGCGUCCGGUGGUAUCUUGUGCGGACAUCUUGGCUGUUGCCGCUCGUGACUCCGUCGUUGCGUUAGGAGGGCCUUCGUGGAAAGUACGACUCGGACGAAGAGAUUCGACGAUGGCGAGCAGGACGGCAGCAAACAAUGACAUGCCAACGCCGAACAUGGACUUACCCUCCUUAAUUAACAAUUUCAAGAGGCAAGGUCUUAAGGUCAAGGACUUGGUCGCCCUGAGCGGCGCUCACACGAUCGGCUUUGCACAGUGCUUGAAUUUCAGGAACAGGAUAUUCAAUGACAGCAACAUCGACAAGGCUUUCGCGAAGAAUCUCCGGUCCUUCUGCCCGCGCACAGGGAGCAACACUAACCUCGCAAGUUUAGAUCCAACACCGGCACGUUUCGACACAUUGUACUACAAUAACCUGCUGAGCCAGAAGGGCCUUCUUCACUCUGAUCAGGCACUUUCAACUGGUGAAUCCGCACUUGAGCUAGUGAAGAGUUACAGCUACAACUACGAAGCGUUUUGGAAGGAUUUCGCGAAAUCGAUUGUCCGAAUGGGAAACAUCAAGCCAUUGAUCGGAAACCAAGGUCAAAUCCGCUCAAACUGCCGGAGGGUGAAUUGAAUUCAGAACAGUCGGAAGCCAUCGAUCCCAAUAAAUGACACCGAGUUGUCAUGAUUUUCUUUCUUUUUACGUGUUUGUCGUGAGUUUACCAUUGUCUUCUUUGCUGUGAUUAGUUCAUCCUUCAGAAGAAAAACAUUUUCCUGAGCAUGUAUACAUUUGUGCCUCAGUAAUAAAGCCUUUGGAGUGUAAAUUGAAGUGUCUCCGUAGAACCAUGUUACUUGUCUUCUAAAUAAAGUACUCCUUGU